GAAAGCAUCGCGCCCGCCGUCACAGCCUCUCCCAUUGAGACACCCUUACUUGUGGUGGAUGGUAGCGGGUGGAUCGUGUGCCGCUUUUCACUGUUGCGAGCUUUUAUGCCAGUGUUGAAUUGGUUUAGACUUGGUGCUUACCUUAAACUAGUACUUGAUGAUUUAGAAAAGAAGUUGUGUGCUAGUCGGCUUGUGAAACGUCGGUAGUGAGAUGUGAAGUUGUAAUAAUAGUCAUGAUAAUAGCGAAAACUACAUAUAUGACUUAAAGAGAAAGAAAAGACUUACAAGUGGAGUACGUUUUGUAGGAAGCAAACAUGUUCUGAGAUUAGGUCUUGAGGCAAACACUAAGUAAACAUCUGAAGUCGAAAUACUAUGGACUUAAACUUACAGCGAUUUAUUCCUCUGUGUUCGGUGUGUCAUGUUCGCUUGUUGAAGACGUGAUAGUCUGAGGCCACCAUGCAGCAGGUGAGGGCGUUGCCGCUGGCCAUGGCUGGUGCGGUGGUGGCUGCAGCGGCCUUGUUGGCAGCCACGGAAACUCGCUCCCCAACACCCAUCAUCAACACCAAGUACGGCCAACUGCGGGGUUUUUAUCGGUCCGUGGAUGGAUAUGGCUUGCGUGUGGCGACGUACCUUGGUGUCCCUUACGCCACGCCACCGGUGGGCGCCAAUAGGUUCAGUCCUACCCGAACGUUGUCACAGUGGGUCGGGGUACACGAGGCCGUCACCUUCGGUCCUGCUUGUCCCCAAAGACUACCGAACAUUUCCAACGAGACCGCGGCACUCACUCGCAUGUCCCGCGGGAGACUGCGGGCCUUGCAACGUUACUUACCGGCCCUUAAGCGGCAAAGCGAGGACUGCCUUUACCUCAACCUCUACGUUCCUAAUGAAGCCAAGCCCUCUGCCGCCUACCCUGUGGUGGUAUUCCUGCACGGAGAGUCGUACGAGUGGGGAUCAGCCAGCCUGUAUGACGGCUCGGUGCUGGCGGCGCUGGGCAGAGUCAUCGUCGUCACCAUCAACUACAGGCUUGGUAUUCUGGGGUUCUUCAAUCCCAAUGUGGACCCUGUCGGACGUGCGACUGUGGCCAACUACGGACUCAUGGAUCAGCUGGCAGCGCUGCAUUGGGUACAGGAGAACAUUGUACGCUUCAGUGGUGACCCAGGACACGUGACAGUGAUGGGGCACGGAACAGGAGCUGCUUGCCUCAACUUCCUGGUCAUCUCUCCAGCUGCGGCAGGCGCGGGACUGUUCAAGAGAGCAAUCCUCAUGUCCGGAUCAGCGUUGAGCCCUUGGGCGGCUGUGCAAGAGCCUGUGUACUACGCCGUGCAGGCCGCCCGUCAGUUGGGAUGCACUGUGCCGGAAAACUUGUACCGUCACUACGAGGCGCUGCUCCACUGCCUCCGUGACAGAACUGUGGACCAGAUUCUGCAGGUAGACUUAGAAACACCGCAGUUCCUGUCGUCCAUCGGGCCAAGUGUAGACGGCGUCACGAUCCGGCCUGAUUGGAAGGAGCAGCUUGAAAAAAUGGGUUCGGAGGAUCGCACACCCGUGGAUCUUCUCCUGGGCGUCACCACCACCGACAUCCUGGAGGUGUUCAGUGACGCCGAGAUUCAACACGGAUUCGAAGCUGACUAUCGCGACCGUCUCCUCAGGACCUUCGUUACCAACAACUACCACUACCACCUGCAGGAGAUCGUGCUAGCCAUCACAGCAGAGUACACCGACUGGGCCCGCCCUGUGCAGCACCCAGUACACAUCCGUGACCUGACCGCUGAGGCUCUCCACGAUGCCGCCUACGUGUCGCCUGUUACCGUCGCUGCCAACCAGUUGUCAAGCUCAACCAGAACCACUUUCCUGUACGUGCUGGACCACCGACCAGACAACCCUGACCCAGAGACUGGGCCUGAAAUCUCCCUCAACGAGCUAUUGUACGUGUUUGGAGCACCCUUAGGUCCAGUAGGGCCUCUGGCGGCACCGUAUAAUUACACUAAGACGGAAGUGAGCCUGAGCGAGGCAGUAAUCACGAUGUGGACCAAUUUCAUUAAGACAGGCAACCCAAACGAGAGCGGCGUUAGUGGGACGGGUCCAUCAGCCAGCAGGGAGACGCACCGCUACAGGAGUCCCGAGUGGCCUGGCUACGAUGAUGUUUACAAGAGGUACCUCGACCUGGGAGGGCGUGGCCGUGCUCGGGACCAUUACAGAGCAGGACGGGUCGCGCUGUGGUCGUGGUUGAUUCCUGGAUUGGAGAAAGUUGGCUCUCGCUACGGCGUAGAUUCCUCGUUCCACAAGCUGCCAGACCACGACGAGGUUGACACGUAUUCUGGCCCGACGCGUCCAAGCAAUCUGUCAAGUAACUUUCUGCCUCCUUCCACUAUUCUCGCACCGACGCGGCUCAUCACUCCUGUGCAAGUUCAUGAAGUGCAUCCACCUACUAUGCUUGUCUUUCCCAACUCCAGCCACGUCGCAGGAUUGUUAGAAGAUGUAUCGCGUGGCCAAGUUUUUCCUCACCACCAGCAACACCUCGGUCAUUUCCCGUACACGACUGCUCUUAGUCUUACUGUCGCCAUCGGAUGCUCACUUUUAAUCUUGAACCUUCUAGUUUUUGCGGCAGUUUACUACCGUCGCGACACAUCUCGUCAAGGAAACAACAAAAUCGCAGGCUUAGGCACACAUGAAGGAAACAAUACCGAGGGCAGUACUGAUGUUCAGCUCCGCCCGUCAGGUGAAGCAGUCGCUGCCAAACCUUCGUCACCGUCUCAGUGUGGAACGUUACGUAGCAGCUUAGCCACAUCGUGUGACAGUGAAGCACACCAAGAAUGGCCGCCAGACUACAGUAGCUGUUGUCAGACCAGCAAGGGAAGUGAGACAACUGUUACGAGAACGGGGGCUCGACCACCUCACAAUGGUACGGCGCGUGUGGUUUCACGGCCGCCGCCUCCCCCAAGAUCCUCUUCCUACCCGUCCCACAAAGAACCCCAGCCGCUGCUCUCUCCAACGGCUCUCCUCCACUCCAAUAGCACUGUUUGUUCGGAGAUGCGUGUGUAAAACCGUUGCUGAGAUGAAGAGUCUUCGAUUACCGAACUUAUACUAUUCCUAAAAACAAACUAAAAAACAGUAACAAACACUGAUAUAGAAAAAGAUUCGUGUCUGCGCUAGAAAAAACUUGUGUAUCAGCAAAGAACUUUACUGUAAUAGUUGUGUUUCAGUGAAAUUUUACACUGUCAAAGAUUUAUACUUCAUGUGUACUUAUGUUAAGUGUACGUAAACAAUUGACAAUCUAAACUACAAAAUUAAUAAACGCUAAUAGUUUUUCACAAUAGAAAUUACUUGGAUGUUUGAUGGUCAGGAUCCAAAUACCGUUCCGGGAAGUGUAUAAAGUUUGAGUAAAUAUUAUUGGAAUUAGCUUAUUAUAUUCCAACAAAACAAAGAUAAAAUGGUGAUUGAUUAAUCAUUAAGCACCAGGGGUCAGACAGGUAUCAAACCUUUGAUCCGAGUGUUCACGCAGCAAGCAGUGAGCGUCGCUGUGGCAGAUGGCCAACUUUUCGGUCAAAUGCGUGACAUUGAUUGCGUGAGUGACGAAGACAAGUGAUGUAAGUGACAGUGCUUUAUGUAAACUGUAAAACUGAACUCACAUCUCCCGCCAAUCACUUGACAGAACAUGAAUCACCCAAAAGACACUCUGGCUGAGUAUGAAAAGCGCCGUUUGGCAGUGAAGGGCUGUGUAAAGAGAAAGGAUGAAGAGGAAAAGCAUGUGGAACUAGACACUGACUGUGAUUAUUUUGCUAUUUACUAUUUUGUUGCCUAUUUUUUUCGUAUUUGGGCGAGAUGACAUUUGGUAGGGACUGAGAAAAACUGGCCGGUUUAACUUUGAGUUUGGGCGAAUCCUGGGCGUCAACUGUUGUCGCACGGCUGUCAGGCCCGGGUAUCGUGGGCAUGUCAGCAGGUAGCUACUCAGCCACACUCAAGGAAAAUACUCCAACUCCAAACACCCCACCUCUGCUUACGCUGUACUCGCUGUGAACAUUGCAGCUAAGUUUUCUAAUUAGUCCCGGGGCUGUGUACUGUUUGUUAGAUACUUAGCCAAGACAUGUUCUUUCGCCUCUGUAAGGAGACUGGCGAAUGAGUGGGCCUUUUUUCUUUAUAUUUUUGUUGCCCUUGGCCAGUCCUCCUUUCUUACAUAAAGAAAAACAUGGGUCUGCACAUCAUCAGGUAAAUGUCACGUCUAACGUAGCCUGGUAACAACAUAUUGAUACCUAGUCGCUAUUCCAGGAAGAGUGCAAGAUAGUCUCGGUGCUAAAACUAGCGGUUAGCUCAGUAGAUGAACUUCAUAACUCAGACUAUCAAUCCUAACAUACCGACUUAGCAGCUCUGGUAAUUAGAUCACAGAAACUCUGGGAAUUAGAUCACAUUGAGAUAGCGUCUAACGAGGUAAUUAAAACCAGCAAAAAAAAAUUAUGGACACCAGCAAAGUCAGAGAAAUCCACAUAAAUAAAUUAAUUAACCAGUACAGAGUUUGUCUGCUUUUGAUAAGAAAAUAGGGCACAGCUACCAAGUCAUUUUAGUCCAACCUUCAAAAUACCUUUAUAAAAAAAAAUCAGGAUUUCUCCAUAUCAAUAUUUCAAAGUAAUUAAUGAAAAACCGCUAAACAGCUUACGCCAAGAAGAGGAACAUGAUGACACUGGACUGCAGACUAUAGAGUGUGUGUGUGUGUGUGUGUGUGUGUGUGUGUGUGCGUGCGUGCGUGCGUGCAUGAGUGCGUGUGUUUGUGCGCGUGUGCUUGCGUGCGUGCUUCCGAGAUUGCGUGAGUGCACGUGCGAGCGCGCGUCUUAAUAAAAUGCAUCCUGCAUUCGGUUUCUGACUCCUCUAAGCAAGAGAAAGUGUGGAUGAUGGCAUGAGCAACAAAAAGCUGUGGCAUAAAACCAGGAGCGCUAAGCAAAGGUUCGGAGAGUUGAAGCUAACACGUCGAAUAGGAACAGUAAAGCAAUACUCGAUGGCUAACUGUAUAUCCUUUAGAAAUACAGACAGGUAUGAAAGGUAAACGUAAGGAUGUAUUCAAAUGGCUUUUUUUAUUUAUAAUCCUAGAAAGUCAAUAAGAUAAUUAUCCCAUGAAGUGUUGUUACCAAUAAGUACUUGAGGUGGCGAAGGUUUGGUGAGCUCAUGGUAAGGCUGUUUGUCCAGUGGAAUAUUGAAAUAGGUGGCCAUGCACCUGAUACGCCUUCACUGAACAUUACAUUACCUUGGUCAGUCUGUAAAUAUGAUUUUUUCGUUAUUAUUUUAUUAUUUCAUUUAAUUUGCACGUAGUUAUCUUGUCUUAUGUAAUAAUGUUUUAGAAGGGUGGUAGAUUAUCACUUGUAAAAAUAAAGUUUAAGAAAGUAG
Messenger RNA from Portunus trituberculatus (swimming crab), 5373 nucleotides. Its product is annotated as neuroligin-2-like. The transcript is spliced from 10 exons. The coding region runs from base 457 to 3042 and encodes 861 amino acids. Gene Ontology annotation, biological process: neuron cell-cell adhesion; synaptic vesicle endocytosis; presynaptic membrane assembly. Lineage: Eukaryota; Metazoa; Arthropoda; Malacostraca; Decapoda; Portunidae. The record is from RefSeq and is a predicted model, not a curated record. Gene Ontology annotation, cellular component: postsynaptic membrane; cell surface; synapse. Gene Ontology annotation, molecular function: signaling receptor activity; neurexin family protein binding.